Molecule: messenger RNA, 1965 nt
Organism: Nicotiana tabacum (common tobacco)
Lineage: Eukaryota; Viridiplantae; Streptophyta; Magnoliopsida; Solanales; Solanaceae
Product: cyclase-associated protein 1
Biological process (GO): cytoskeleton organization; actin filament organization
Cellular component (GO): cytoplasm
Molecular function (GO): adenylate cyclase binding; actin binding
Source: RefSeq, a predicted model, not a curated record
AUUUCUCUUUUUUCCCCUUUCGGCGUUUCAAAAGUAAAGACUUCAAAUAACUUUAUCACAAACAUUCUCCACUCAAUACACAUACACAGUUACACACAGAGAGAGACACAGAAACAUCACAACAACACACACACGAUCCUUAGAUCUACUCUAUCUACGAAUCACAACUUCAUUUCUAGAGAGAGAAAGUUCUAGAGGAUAGAUAGACAGCUAGAGUUUUCUAGCUUCAUGCGUUGACGUUGCCGAUGGAUGAGAAGUUGAUACAGCGAUUGGAGUCCGCCGUCACACGGCUUGAGGCACUGUCAGCCGGCGGCUUCAGCGGAGGAGUUUCGCCGGGGGAGGGCGAAGCUGCGGCUGUUUUAGAUCCGUCGAUUAUUGCCUUUGACGAUCUGAGGUCUCAGUUCGUCGGGAGAGUUCGAAGUGCUGCAGAGAAGAUUGGAGGGCGAGUUUUGGAUGUGACAAAGAUUGUUGAGGAGGCUUUUGAAGCUCAGCGUGAACUUCUUAUCAAAAUCAAGCAGACUCAGAAACCUGACAUGUCUGGUUUGGCUGAAUUUCUUAAGCCUUUGAAUGAUGUGAUUGUGAAAGCUACAAAAAUGAUAGAAGGACGGCGACCUGAUUUCUUCAAUCACUUGAAGGCUGCUGUUGAUAGUCUGACAGCCCUGGCAUGGAUAGCUUACACUGGAAAGGAUUGUGGUUUGAGUAUGCCUAUUGCACACGUGGAAGAAAGUUGGCAGAUGGCUGAAUUUUACAAUAACAAGGUCCUUGUGGAGUUCCGAAACAAAGACUCGAAUCAUGUUGAAUGGGCAAAAGCCUUGAAAGAGCUUUAUCUCCCUGGCUUGCGAGAUUAUGUUAAGAGUCACUAUCCGUUGGGUCCUGUAUGGAGUGCUACAGGGAAAGUUGCUGUAUCUGCACCACCAAAAGCUCCCACACCAAGUGCUCCCAUGCCUCCUCCUCCACCGCCAGCUUCUUUGUUCAGCUCUGAAUCUCCCCAGGCUUCAUCAUCACGUCAAACGAAAGGGAUGACAGCUGUUUUUGAUGAAAUUAAUUCGGGAAAGCCAGUGACUUCUGGAUUGAGAAAGGUGACAGAUGAUAUGAAGACAAAGAACUGGGCAGACAGAACUGGUGUCAUUAGUGCAGGAGGAAAGGAAGGUCAUGUUAGCUCACCCUCUUUUUCUAAAGCUGGACCUCCGAAAUUGGAGCUUCAGAUGGGUCGUAAAUGGGUGGUCGAGAAUCAUAUAGGAAAAAAGAAUCUAGUCAUUGAUGAUUGCGAUGCAAAGCAAUCUGUUUAUAUUUUUGGUUGCAAAGAUUCAGUUCUGCAGAUCCAAGGGAAAGUCAACAACAUAACAGUUGAUAAGUGCACUAAGAUGGGAGUUGUAUUCACGGAUGUUGUGGCAGCUUGUGAGGUUGUCAACUGCAAUGGUGUGGAGGUGCAAUGUCAGGGUUCAGCACCAACAAUUUCAGUCGAUAAUACAACUGGAUGCCAGUUGUACUUGAGCAAAGGUUCUUUGGAGACUUCCAUUACAACAGCCAAGUCAAGUGAAAUCAAUGUUUUGGUUCCUGAUGCUGGACCUGAUAGUGAUUGGGGUGAGCAUGCUUUGCCACAGCAAUUUUCUCAUGUAUACAAGAAUGGCCAAUUUGUGACGACACCUGUCUCCCAUUCUGGAGGUUAACUGGGGACAAUUUCGACAUUCAAUUUCUUAUGCUUUUCAUAUUAUUUGCCAAUUUGAUUAAGAGUUUUAAAGGGUGGUUGAUUGUUUUCUUUCUUGAGUGUAAGUUAUGUCCUCAUCAUUGUAUCUUGUGCAUUUUAUGCGCAUCUCCUGUUGGCAGUUUUUUUAAAAUGAGUGUCUGUGACUUUGUUGUUGUAACACGUCUGUUUUUUUGUACUAAAGCUUGAUCUUUGUAAGCCAUCAAUUUUCUCAUAUAUUCCUUUUAAAGGUGGUAAUGUUUCUACUAAUGGUUUAUUCA